Molecule: messenger RNA, 213 nt
Organism: Caenorhabditis briggsae
Lineage: Eukaryota; Metazoa; Nematoda; Chromadorea; Rhabditida; Rhabditidae
Exons: 2
Coding region: 1-213 (70 amino acids)
Source: RefSeq, a predicted model, not a curated record
AUGUCUAACUAUUCCAUUCUCUGUAUUAUGGCAAUUGUGUUUAUGCUGUCUGCCACCGUAAAUUCCCAAUUAUUCGGUGGCUGGUCGCAACCUGCAUGGGGAUACAGUUCUCAAGGUGUUGGAGUAGAUCAAUUUGGAAACACUUUCGAAGGAACCCCACAAAAUGGAAUCUAUCUGUUCUGUAAUGGACAUGGAUGUCCGGGACGCGGCUAA